GCCGGCUGCGGGGCGGGUGGGGGGACCGCGGUGACGGAAAGCGGCAGCUGGGGGACGGCGGAGGCGGCUGGGCGCUCCCCCCCCACCCGCCAGAGGAAGAUGGAGCUCGGGUAGCGAGGGCGGGUAGCGAGGAGCGGCGGCGGCAGGCACAUAAUACUCCAGAGCUUCAAAAUCAGAAGUAAAUUCAUCUGGACAGUUGCCACCUGCCUUCCUAAAUAGGAGGAAAGAGGGAUUAUCGGUGCCUGCCUCAUUUGCUUCACCAAAAUGAGAUAGGGCAUGCAGGAGAGAAGGGAUAGUUUUGCAAGUGGAAGCUACAAUGAUUUCUCAGGGGACACAAUUUUGCUUAUUCAUACCUUUUACUGUGGCAAAAAUGGAGUAUUUUCCUUACCAAAAACCAGCAGCAUAACGCCUAUCAGACACUUGCCUCAAGGAAAUCUUAUGAAAAGUCUGUUCACAAUGGAUGCCUUCUAGCCAAUCGGCGAGUCCUGCUGCUGCCUCAUGUCUGGCAGCAUCUCUGAAUGAUCACAUGACUCUUGAUAUGGAUGCAGUCCUGUCAGACUUUGUUCGGUCCACAGGGGCAGAACCAGGUCUGGCCAGAGACUUACUAGAAGGCAAAAACUGGGACUUGACAGCAGCUUUAAGUGACUAUGAGCAGCUCCGGCAGGUGCACACCGCCAACCUGCCACAGGUGUUCAACGAGGGCAAGUACUGCAAGCAGCCCGAGCCCGAGCAGCCUCCUCAGGUGACAAAGGCCGAGCGGCCCUGCCUGCAGCGGCAGGAUGACAUCGCUCAAGAAAAGCGGCUUUCCAGAGGCAUUUCUCAUGCCAGCUCAGCCAUAGUCUCUCUUGCUCGAUCACAUGUAGCAAAUGAAUGCAGCAAUGAACAAUUUCCUUUGGAGAUGCCCAUCUACACAUUCCAGCUACCAGACCUUAGUGUGUACAGCGAAGAUUUCAGAAGCUUCAUUGAACGUGACUUAAUUGAGCAGGCAACAAUGGUUGCUUUGGAGCAAGCAGGUCGUUUGAACUGGUGGUCCACAGUGUGUACAAGCUGCAAACGUCUUCUUCCCUUGGCCACAACAGGUGAUGGAAACUGCCUCCUGCAUGCUGCCUCUUUAGGAAUGUGGGGAUUUCAUGACCGGGAUCUUGUUCUACGGAAAGCACUCUACACUAUGAUGAGAAGUGGAGCUGAAAGGGAAGCACUGAAAAGAAGGUGGAGAUGGCAACAGACCCAGCAGAAUAAGGAGUCAGGUUUAGUGUAUACAGAAGAAGAAUGGGAGCGGGAGUGGAAUGAACUGCUUAAGCUGGCAUCAAGUGAGCCUCGCACGCAUUUCAGCAAAAAUGGAGGCACUGGUGGUGGGGUUGAUAAUUCAGAAGAUCCAGUGUAUGAGAGCUUAGAAGAGUUCCACGUGUUUGUCUUGGCCCACAUUUUAAGACGACCUAUUGUUGUAGUAGCAGACACAAUGUUACGAGACUCUGGUGGAGAAGCAUUUGCACCUAUACCAUUUGGAGGAAUUUAUUUGCCACUUGAAGUUCUACCUAACAGAUGCCAUUGCUCACCUCUGGUUCUAGCCUAUGAUCAGGCACAUUUCUCUGCUCUUGUUUCCAUGGAACAAAAAGAUCAACAGAGAGAGCAAGCGGUGAUCCCCCUGACUGACUCUGAACAUAAGCUACUGCCUUUGCACUUUGCGGUCGAUCCUGGGAAAGACUGGGAAUGGGGAAAAGAUGACAAUGACAACACCAAACUGGCCAAUUUGAUUCUGUCUCUUGAGGCAAAGCUUAAUCUUCUACACAGCUAUAUGAAUGUAACGUGGAUACGCAUACCAUCUGAAACACGGCAGGCCCCUUUGGCUCAACCAGAAUCCCCUACAGCUUCAGCUGGGGAGGACGUUCAAUCUCUGGCUGACUCAAUGGACUCGGACCGAGAUUCCAUCUGUAGUAAUUCCAACGGCAGUAAUGGAAAAAACAAUAAAGAAAAAGAAAAGGACAAACAGAGGAAGGAUAAAGACAAAAACAGGACGGAUUCAGUUGCCAAUAAAAUAGGAAGCCUCAGUAAAACCCUAGGAAUUAAGCUGAAAAAGAAUAUGGGCGGUCUUGGAGGCCUGGUGCAUGGCAAAAUGAGCAGGGCAAAUUCAGGGAAUGGAAAAAACGGUGACACCAUGGAGAAAGUCAAAGAGAAGAAGUCCAAGUCUCGAAAAGGAAGCAAAGAAGAAUCUGGGCAGUCUGCAAGCACUUCUCCGUCUGAAAAGACCACCCCAUCUCCUACUGACAGAGCUAGCAACUCACCCAUUGAAAAGAUGAACACAAAAUCCUUGUCUGACAAGCAGGCUGAUCCAUGGAAAUACAGCACUGAUGUGAAACUCAGCCUCAAUAUUUUGAGAGCGGCCAUGCAGGGUGAACGCAAGUUUAUUUUUGCUGGCCUGCUUUUGACCAGCCACAGGCAUCAGUUCCAUGAGGAGAUGAUUGGUUAUUACCUAACCAGCGCACAGGAGCGUUUCAAUGCUGAGCAGGAACAGAAAAGAAAGGAUGCUGAGAAAAAGGCUGCGCUGAAUGGGUCGUCUAGUAGGAAGCUGGAGCCAGAAGCGUAUUCAAAAGAGAAGUCAGAAACAUCUCCUCAGGAUAGGGCAUCACCUGUCUUGCCUCAAAGCCAUACGACUCAACUGGUUUUAAAAUUUAAAGAUCGCACUAGUCCCACUCCGGGGUCAUUUUCUUCACCUAGUAAUGGUGCUAAGAAAAGUGGACCCAUUCCAGUGUCUGCCCACUAUAGCCAUACACCACCUGUUCAAAGGCAGAGUGUCAUCCAUUUGCAUGAUGUCAACUCCAAGCCAUCGAGCUUCCAAGAUGACACUUACAAGCCAGUGGUUGGCACAUUAAAAACCUGUGCCACGUAUCCCCAACAAAACAGAUCACUGUCUUCUCAGAGCUACAGCCCGGCCCGGAUAACUGGUAUCCGCACAGUGAACACAGUGGAAUCACUGAGCUAUGCCAUGCCUACUGAACACAAGUCUCAGACAUACACUAAUGGAUUUAAUACUGGCGACAUUAGAGACUGCUUAGAAUAUGCUGAUGAGGAUGCUCCUCAGACCUGGUUGAACAAUGAUAAAAAUCAAGGCAGAAGCACAGUUUGCCCAAUAUAUCCCAUCCAGCAAAACCGCUGUAAGAAGGAUAACUGUUCCUUUUAUGGUCGUCCUGAGACUGACAAUUACUGUUCGUACUGCUACAAAGAAGAGCUGAAGCGCAGGGAGAGGGAAAGUAAGGGACACAGGCAUUGAGGAUUCUUCCGUGACUACAUUUAGUUUUACCAUUUUCUUACUUGCAGAGUAAACAGUGUUGAAUUGCAGUAAAAGGAAUCCUUCAAAAAAGAAUAAAGGAUUGAUGAGUAAAUAGUGUCUAGCUUUUCGCUUUUCCUGGGCAAUGAGGAAAUAAUAGGAUUAAUUUAUCAUAAAAAAAUAUAUAUUAUUUUCCAUUUUGUCAGUGUCUUUUUUACAUACUCUGGGUAAGCUGAAGGGUUGUUUACUUCUUUGUCAGUGCUGUGUGUAUGUUUGGUCAAAAAUUUACUAAUGGUGCCUGAAUUUACACUGACAUCACUCAGGUAGUAGUAUGAUAGGGGAAAGUCAUAAUACCGGAGAUGUGGUGUUGUAGUAGGGUAGUAUCUGCCUUGUAAACAUUUGAAAUUCUAUAGCUGUCAUGAGAGUAUUUUUUUCCUCAGCAAGAAUAAGUUUUUCAUAGCUUUUCUUUCUUUCUGGAGGGUAGCGACUUUUGCAUAACGCACACUUUCAAGAUGGCAGCGUACUGCACUAGCACUGAUGUUCAUACUCACUUUAGUUUGAGACGGAAUGAUUCUAGGAAACUGGAGGUGAAAGGUCUGAAUUCACGAGGGCUGUAGCUCUUCCUGAUUUUAAGUUCUCAGCAGUUAUUUGUACAUCUCCAUUAUAAAGUAGAUUUGCGCCAUUUUUACCUGUAUUGAAUUUGUAAACGCAUUUUAUAUAAAAACAUGACCUGCAAGACUUCACUUCCUAAGGAAAAAAAAAAAAAAGACAAAGAAAAUUCAUAUAAAACUCAGUAUAAUUUUGGGCACCUGAAUCUCAGUAGUAUUUUCAUUGCUGCUAAAUUUGGGAAAAAAAACUAUUUUAAAAUCAAAAUCAAAAAAUUCUAUUAGAUUUGGAAAAUUUGAUGACCAGCUAGGAAAUGUAGGAUCAAUCUAGAGCUGAAUGAACUGCUUGUCAAAACAAAUGUAUUGCAUCCCCAGAUUGCCUUAGCCAUUAUAUAAAUGUGAUCGUUAUUUGUUUAUUCCUUUUCCAAUGUUGUUGACUGAUAGUUACUGCAAACAUAAUUACUUCUGAGCAUUUCUUGAAGACAUUUGACCCCACCUGUUUUUGUUUCGUCUUGAGCAAGUCAUACAUCUACCUGGAGGUUUCAAGAGGGCUAUAAAAUGCCUACAGGUACAAACGCCUUCUCCUAGCACAGAUGUGCACAAGUCUGAUUUCCAGAUACUUACAUAAAUAUUUGCAGUACCUUUGAAAAUAAAGCUGUGUUCAUAGAAGCAUUUCUGUAACGCAAAUACCAGAAAUGCUGUUCAAGUAGAUGCUUGAAAUUAGCAUGUUUUGUUGAAUAUGGCAUAUGCAUUUUUUAUGCCAUUCCCACCGCCUGUUGGCAUAAUCUAGCAAGAGUAGAUCUUCUCUGUAGUUGUGCUUGUGAGCAAUGGUUCAUCAGCUGUGUCCCUACAGUUUUUUUAAGCUCAUUUUCCACAAGGAAGUACAACAUAGUAUUGCCUUCAAGAAUGCUUCUCUGCCAUCUCAAGGUGCAGGACACGAGUCCUGCCUUGUGCAUUACAGAAUAGCAUUUUUCCAGCCUGCAGGGAUCAUUGUUUCUGCUGCUUUUCUAGUGUACUCGUUUUGACUCCUGGCAUGGUUGGCUUGUACACAGUUAACGCUAACUAGUCUCAAAGCCGUGUGUGAAGGAGCCCAUGAAACACAACACAGCCUUAUGCUGAUGUUUCUGAAAAGCACAUACACACUUGCUCACGUCCCUCAGAAAUUUAUGAAACUGAACACAUAUUUAAAAUUGACUACGUAAUUUAAAGAGAUUUAAAGAACACUUUCAGAGUAAGGCCAUCAGCUGCUCCUCAAAGCCCUGGUCCAUCCCUUGUUUGCUGUUCCAUGAAUCCAGACUUGUACUUCAUAUAUCUGAGCAGUAUACUGAGCACACACUGGAUGUCACUGAAUUUGCAGCCUUUCAUAAAAGGGAAGUAUUGGGAAGCCUAAUGAGGAAUUAAAACUCAUUGGGACUUCUGUCCUUAAGGUAAGCAGGUUCUAAAAUUUGUGACUGGUUGAAAACAAUGGUAAGCCGUGACCUGUUUGGGGUAAAUGUUGUGAUGACAUGCAAGUUCUCAUUGCCAAAGAAAUCUGUGGUUUCAAGUUAAGUUAGGUCAGAAUAUGUUAGAUGAGACAUUGGAUGAUACUGUAUUUGCUGUUGAGGUGGAUGAAUCUGACAGGGUAAAACUUGAUAUAAUAAAUAUUUAAGAAUUCUUAGAGCAUUACAGUAGUGGUUGCAUUUGAUGCUCUGGGGAAUGUUUGUGCGAAGUUGUGCUUAAGAAACACUAUGUUAGCAGCAGAAUGCACCUUUGGACACACUUUGGCAUGGAUCUGAGUCAGAUAUUUCCUUCUGAACGAGGGGAACAAUGACAGUGCAUGUCCAAAACCAAGGAAUUACCACGAGAAUUUACUGCUUUCCAUUUUUCAGUGGAAUUGUUUGUGAAGUAUGUUUUUAAGAUAUGCUAUUCACAAUAUGAAGUUUACAGAAGGUCAGUAUUUAGAUAAAGGACUCAUCUAAUAGGGAUUGUGUCAGUCUUUGCCUGACCUGGCCCCCUGUCGGAACUUGUAAGUUACCACUGAACAGAAAUCACUUGGUUUUGGAGAUCCCUGCUCAUUUUUUCUGUUAGCUCGUGUGGCUGCAAUACACAUAUUUACAUUUACCAUUGUACGUGCCUUUUUUAUGGCAAUUGGACAUCAUCACUGUUAUCCAGAAUCUAAAAGCCUGGGUUGAUUACACCCUCCCAGAACAGCAGCAGAAUCACCAGGAGAUACUUAGAUUGGAGGAAGCUGAAAUUUUUAAAGCAUGUGAAGGUCUGUUCAUAACACUGUAGGCCUGUAAUACAUAAUGGGUUUCAGUCACGCUUUAUAUUGAAGUUCCACUUAAAAUUCUCUACAAGGAGUUAAUAAGCUAUUGCUGGACUUUAAGCAUUCUUUUCAGAUGUGGGUGUCAGUUGUAACAGGCGGCCAACAAGCAGCUCAUUCAGAAGAAGGUGGCAUAGAUUACCAAAAGCAACUUCUAAAUUUUUUAGUGAUUUUUAAAUGAUUGAUUAAGCUGUUGUUAAUAUAAUUAAUUAUACUUUAUAACUGCAGUGGAAACAGUGAUUGUGACCCAGAUUCCUUUAGCAGUUACUUCCUUCUUCCUAAGUCAAAGGUAACACGAGAAGCAUCAGUGAAAGUAAAACGCUGUAUUUGGAGAUUGCGUUGCUUAUUUCUUAGUGCAUCUAAAUAGGCCAAGUGAAGUCUUCAGGGUCAUCUUUUCUAAAAUCACAAAACUCAUGGUAUGAGCAGUAUCACUUGAUAGAGAAAGCAGUGAGGAGAGAUGCUUAACAUGGGUUUGUGCACCGUUUGACUGCAGAUCAAAGCAGUCUGCCGAGGCAAUAUACAUACAGGCAUAUUCAGGGUAAUCUACUUCUCUUGUGAUGAUGAAUGUGUAGAUAUCAAAAAAUGCACAGCACAGAUCUGACAAAAUACUGCCCUCCAACUCCCUGAUUCUGCAAACAAUUACUCUGGUGCUCAACUUCACCAAUAUGAACAGUCUUCCUGACAUAAAGGAGACUGCUUAUUUUCAGAAACGUAACAUAACUGUUAAAAAACUUAGCGUAGAUGUUGGUGGGAUGGAGGCCAGAGCCCUUCAGCCAGUGCUUGUUCUCAGGCUGCAUAUCGGUGCUCUUCCAAUGAGAGAAUGGAUGAGAAUUGUGCCUGAGGAGCAGAGGGAUGCUUUAAGUCUUUGUGGGCUAAAUCUGCUGUCCUCUGAAAUGUGCAGACAGAAUGCCAUUAGCAGAGGGGGCCUUAAGUCAGGUGCUUCACGGACACUUAAAAUGCUUGCAAGCUGGAUGUCAGAGCAGAGUAUGAGCUAACACAGAACUAAGGUCUUCACACUGGGAAUACUCUGCAGUCAGGAACGUGUGUGCUGACAGAUACAGCAAUGAUCUCAGACAGAGGUCCAGAGAAGUAACUGGUGGUGAUUGUGGAUGGCUUUUCAGCUUUGUGUACUUUAAGUCUCUGUCAGUGUAUUUGGAGUGUAUUUGUUUUAAGGUACGACAGCUUGCAGAGAGGAUCACCAAAAGGUAUACAGCAUAGAACUUAAGCUAUCUUGGUAUCAGGCACUAAUCCCUCUUUUAAUUUGCACAUUAAUUUCCUACGUACGUGACUAAAAAUACUGUAUUGUUAUAAACAAGAGGAAAAAACCACAGCGGUGUUUGUAAGUAUGUUCUGUUUGUAGACUUAAGGCUGUGUUAUGUUGGAAUUUUACAAGCCAAGUUUAAACUGUAAUAUAGAAAUUAUUUUUAUAUUAUUUUCAAAAUAUGCCACAGAGCAAUAUUUUGCGCCUUUAUUAUGAACAGGGUCAUCAUUUUAGUAGGUUACCUUCCAAAGUGCUGGUAGAAAUUAACCACGAAAAGAAAGCUUUGUAAAAAUGUGUGUUGUUUCUAACUGCUGUCUGUUGUGCACAUCUGUGUCUAAUGAGAGUUGAAUACACAGGUUUUUCUUUUUCUUAAUUGAAAAGCUUUAAAUUUUUCUUUAUAUAUUUUGGUAAAACACUGUUCCUCCCUAUCUCCUUCCAUUCUUCCUUCUGGUCUCUACCAAUAGCCACUUUUAUAAGCAGCUUAUGAAUAAACAUUCAUCUGGAAAGUUUCCUUACCAAAUGAAGCAUUUCUGCACUGCUACUGAUUGACCCGGGAUGUUGAGAACAUACCCUGCAUCCACUGAUGAAUGAUAAUUUUGCUUUUUAGAAAGAUGGGGUCUUGGAUUUACUGUUUCUGGCAAAUGAAAAUCAAGACUUAGUAAUCAGUGCAGUGAUUUAGCAUCUGUGGGAAGAAAAUCACUACAGAUCAUAGAAAUGUCAUCUUGUAAUUGGCAGAUGCAUUGUAUCUGAAUAUAGUUGAAAUGUGUUGCCUCCCUGCAGAUUAAGGUGUGCAGAAUUCAUUUCUUCAUGGGUUUUUGUACUGUACAUCCCAAUUACCUGUGAGUCAUCCUAAAAAGGACUUUAUGAACUGAGGCAUAUUUUAAAUUGGGAGUCAGUAAGAUUUUAGAAUUCUAACUUCUGUGAUUUUAUUUGCUUUUUUUUUUUUUUUUUUUUUUUAAUUUAAAUGAAUCUCCUAUUAAGUUAUGUACUCCAACCAAAAAGUAGGAUCUGGAUGCCUCAUGUGAUGAUUCUGCAUUCAGGUUUCUCCUAAUAAACAGACUGGUUUUAAGAUGGACUGAGCAUCAGUUUCUGGAGGAGAACAAGCUCCUGCCUCCAGAAAAUCAGGGCAGCAAUACUCCAACGCACAUUCAGGGUUUUGCUUAUUUUUCUGCUUAUUUUUACUCAGUGGAAAUUGCAUUUUAUCUUCAGUGUUUUUCCAUGUAUGAACAAAUAAUUGGGCUUAUUCAUGGAGUGAUUGCAUGCCUAUGGAGAGACUUGCUUUGUACCAAAAGACCAUAUUGUUAUACAUUAACCUACUGCAGUCAAAACAGGGCUGGUGUAUUCCACUGAUGUUCUUGUGUAGCGUACUCAUUUUUUUCCUCUCAAGUAAAUACACUGUUCUGAUUGCUGUUUUAUCUCCCAUUACCUGAAUGCAUGUACUGUAUCAGGAGAAUUGAAAUGGCUGAUGCACAUUUGCACUGUGGAACACGUGAUUUGGGUAAAAGCCACCAGGUUCCAAACAGCCUUAAAAUUACGACUCUCUGGGGACCAGGAGUCACUUAGCUGGAUGCAGCCUCUGCCCCACUUCUCAUUUAGCCAUGGCUGUAAAGCAUUCUGACUUGCUGUACUCUGCAUAAGUGUCUGCAUAUUCACCCAAACAACCUGUCACUUUAAAAGACUUUUUGCUUUAAAAACUUACAGUUCUUCAUAAGUGUCACCAUGUCAGAAGACCUUACUCAACAUAAGCGACGAGGCUAAAAACAGGUGAAUGUCAGCACCACAGUACUGCAGAAGGGAAGGUUAAGUUGUGUCAGGAACCAUUUCCUUUCAGGACUGGAAGCGUAGAUCUUUUUGUGUCCUGGGAAAGCAAAGGAAUGUUGCUCUGCCAUUUAUCUCUGCAUGUUGUAGCCUUUUACUUUGAUGCAGAGGUUUACCCUUUGCCAGAAAGCAAAUUCUGCAGUGUCCACAUCAUCUGAGAUUACAGAAGUAUGAACCAAUGUUAGAACUAGACAGUGCCUAAGGUGCCCCUCUGUGAGUGCUGUGUAUUUCACUUUCCUUUUCCCCUUUCUCUUUAUUCUUUUUUUUUUUUUUUUUUUUUUUUUUUUUUUUUUUUUUUUUAAGAGGGAAAUUAAAAACAAGAAAACUGGUAUGAUAAUGACUUAUUUUAUUCGUGUGCAAAAGCAAUGUGAACAAAAAAUGGCCUUAAGGCUGGGGCUGCGCUUUCAGGGAGCCAGGAGGUGAAAGGCUUUUUUACUUUUGAGGUAAAUCCCAUGGAAUUGUUUUGCUGUGAUGAAGUUGGGAUCCUUUGGCAUAGCACGUUUGCCCAGUGAAGCCUGGAGUUGUGUCAGGAGCCUGAGAGGCAUGGCUGACCCGGAGCAAACACAGUUCCUUGUGGCCCUUGGUGGCUGAGCUGUGCCUGCAGUGCAGAUGGCGUGGAACACUGGCUUGUUGUUGCCUCCAGUUUUAACUGACACAAAGCCUCUUUCCCGUGCUUUUGUUUAACAUAUGCAGAGGAUGUCAGAGCAAACCGUGGUGUCUCAGGCUAGGAGAGUGCCUGGCGUCUCUUUGUAGCGGGCUUGCAAUCAGGUGUAAAUUGAAGUACAGCCAUGUAGGCGUGGUAGAAGCGCUCUCGUCUCUACCCUUUGCAAACUGUGUGCAGUUCCGUUUUAAUACUAGCAGAUAUCAGGCAAUGAUUUUAUUAUUUAAUUGUUCAAGGUUCCAAGUUCUGUAAAUACGGUCUUUGUAGUGUGCACGUACAGUACACAGAAUGCUUUCCCUUGGAGCCUCAAGGAGUGUUGCACAUACAUAGUAUCAAUCUUGAUUCAACGUAAACCAAGGAAAAGAAACGGGGCUUAAGGCCAAGUUAAAUAAUGAAUGGUAUCAGACCCUCAGGCCUAAGCAGCGAGGAGUUCCUACUGUAGUAAUCCAGGUCAGCUUUGACAGUUUUGUAUGAAAUUCUGUCCAAAUGAUCUAGAUUAGGUCCCUGCUCUUUCCUGGGGAGGAGCAUUUACUUUGUGUCUUUUUCAAGCCCAUUGCUCUUAACUCUGGGAACUCUGUAUUGCAUUCAUGAUGUGCCAGCCUUACCAUGAUUCAGCUAUGAAACAGUUUUUCAAAACUGUGCAACUCUUGCAUUCCUAUUGGAAUCAGUCUAGACUUUAUUUUGCAUUCAGUUUUAAGAAAUAAGAUACUGUUACAAACUUCUUGUUAUGUCUCAAAGUUAACUUUUGCAUGGCGGAGAGGCAGUGUUCUCCUUGGAAGGCUUUGUUCCUCCUCAUUGAUUCUUGUGACUGGUGUGUUUGUGUGGAAAAAGUUGAAUGAGAUAUUGAAAACAUUGGUGUAGUUCAUCUGUAUUUCUGAUAUUCAGUAGGCUUUGUGUUACACAAUUCUGUGUUAAAACCUAAUGCCUUUCAGAUGAGGGUAAAUCUUGUAGGACAGUCCAAGUUGUUAUACACAAAAGGUAUGAGUAGCUAAUUGAUCACAACUUUAUUAUUGUAUAAUUUGCCCUCCCCAAAUUGUUCACACUUUUUUUUUUUUUUUGCUACUGCUAAUAUUUUCCUUUUAUGUUCUGCUUCCUGGACAAGUCUGAAAGCUCUUUGUUCUCAUCUGUGUAGGAUACAUUUUUAAGCCUCUGCUGCAUUUUCCCUCUCUGUGCAGUUUGCAUGCGGAGUAGCUUGUUUCCGCAAACAGGAUUUGAAAUAGCACAGGUGUCACACUCCAUUCAUAGAAGUUCAUUUACUCAUUUAUUGAGAGUCUCUCUUCAAUUAUAACCAUAGCUAUUUAUAUAGAAUAAAGAAUAAAACAGGACAGGUAAUGUGACUCUUUCUAAGAACCUUCCGAACCAAGUUCUUUUAAAACUGAAGCAAUGUGUUUGCACCUUCACUGUGUAUCUCAAAGAAGGGUGGUUGGCUCUCACCAACUCUCAAGUAAACGUUAAUAAGGAAUAAAGCAAGCCUUGCUGAUUUUUUUUUGGGGGGGGGGGGGGUUAAGAAUUUAAGUUCUUGGUGUAGUGGAACCAACCUUGUUUUUCAGAGCUUGUGUUUCAGUUGCUUCUAUUUCUUCUAUUUCUUCUACGUCUUCUAUAUAUUUAUAUUCUGCUAGCAGAGAUUGAUUUAGGAUUUCAAAAAGCAGUUUAGUAAGGUGUAUCUGAAACACAUUUCAAGCUGAAGCACCUUUUUAGGUUUGUCUGUAUUUGAUCAUUUUCAUGCAAGACUUUUGUUACGUGUGAAAGAAAUGAAUUUGUCUUUUCCCAUUGCCUUCCCUAGUCACAAUUCCAAGGUGUGGUUGGUUGGAGUCUCUUUUGCCUGCAGUGAAAACUUUUGGUCAUUUUUAAGCUGACUGCCAUAUAUUUCAAUCCACUGUUCAAAGGAAAUGAGCAUUCAGUAACGUUAAAGGAUAAUGAGUAUGUUUUGUUGUGAAAAGUGUGAGUUCUUGGGAACCUUUUCUACCUGCAGUUUUCAUUCUAAUUCAAUUUAAAUGUCAUUUUUAAUCUGAUCCAUAUUUGACAAAGAUGAUGUGUAAGAGCUGUUUUUAGCAGUUGGAUUGUUCCUUUGUAAAGUAUUAAAGCACUAAACCAAUUUUUGCAAUAGGUAGUAAAACUUGCUUAUGUUUUGAAAAACUUCCAGUUAUAACUGUCGCACUUUUUAUAGCAGAACUGUAUUUAAUUUCUUUCUUUUAUGAAAGAUUACUCCAAGUAACUGAUAGCUCUGUAAUCUGUGUGAAUUGACUUCUCAUUAUUUGAAACAGAGAGAAGCUAUAAUGCCUAUUCAAUAAAAUUAACUUAUUUCUAAAGUAUCUGUUUGCUUGAAUUCUUGGUACUGCUUUUUGUGUACCCUCCUUAGUAUAAGCAGGGGAAACUGAAACCUGGAAGAGAAGCACACAGGGGACAUGCUGCAAACCAGUGGGGAUUUAAUUGGCUUCUCAUAAACUUUCAUUCUCUUUCUGUAAAGUCACUGUUUCAUUUUACAUAAACAAAAUAAUUGGCAAAAGCCAGAAACCAGGCACUGUGAGGUCUGCUCAGCUUUUUUUAAUGCUCCCAAUCCCAUGGCUGUAAGGAUACGAAGUUUCCCUGUGCAAGGAGAGCAGUGCUGCAGCACUGUGCUGGGCUGCGAGCUGUGGCUGUCCUCAGGGGGUCAAUGCCUGGAGAUGACCUGAGUCAACAGCUGUUCUGGAACUGGAGUUGGUUGGCUGGCUGGUUUGGAUAAGUGCAGAAGAAAUUAUAUGGAGAUGUAGUAUGUUAUUUAAUGGUUAAUUAACCUUUUCUAUAAAAACUUGUUUCUGGGUAUGAAUUUGCAUGGCAAACAUCUGCCUUUGGGUCUCAUUGUUGCUUGUAGCCUGUGCUGGGCCUUUGGUAUAUCAGACUGAGCUUUCCAAGACUGUUGCCUUGGAAAAAAGUGUAUUUCCAGUUCUGUAACUUUCGUCGUGCCUGUGUUUGACUCUCCUGCUUUUUAAUGACUCCCUCGAUCUGUAGAUACCUGAAUUGCACUGAAAGAUUUUUUCUGAAGUGCACUCCAAAUGAACAAGAAUUAAUUCAGGCAGCCCCUGCUGCAGACUGCAUUAACAGUCUUUCUGGGCUUACGAUGUGCAAGGAAUUCUGCUUCAGCUGCCCUUUGAUCGAGUCUUUUUCCUGUUUCCUGAGCAAGAGCUGUCCACCUGUACAUCUUUACCUUCAAUAGUUGCUGUUUGAUAACCUCUUUGAACUGGAUAUAAAUCAGGUACCAGUGUGCAAACCCACCGUUAGGAUUUCCUUAAUCCCUAGCACAAACGUACUGAACCUGAAGACAGACAGAAGAGGCUACAGUUGUGCAGUUGUGCAAUAUGACCUGAUUCCUGCAUCCAUCCAGGGCUGUGUGAGUUCCACCAGUGCUGCAGGAAAACCCAGGGCAGACUUCUUUGAAAAACUGGAAUUUGCACUCAUAAACACUUCAAGACCUCCCUGGGGGAAGGACAUUAAAGCAAUGAAAUCAUCCUCAGGAUGCUCAGACUUAUAAAAAGGUUGAAAACAGCAGGAGUGAUUGGAAUGGAAGCCAAGAAGACCCCAAGGCUGUAUCUCCUCCACAAGGUUCAACUGCAUUCUCUUGCAGAAAACCGUCAAGGCAUGUCAUGGAUGUGCCUCCUUGAAUAGCUGGAGCUGCAACCCAUAAGGUGAAUCACUCCAAAGGACACAGUGACCAUGAUUGCGAUACAACAGGAAACAGAGGCUGUCUUAAGCAAUUUGUCUUACUAAGAUACAACUGUACAGAAGGUAAGUACCUUGAUAAACCAGUGAUGGGCAUUGGUUCAGUUACUCUAUUUCCGUAGUUCAGUUAAAACAAAUAAUUAAAAAAAAAAAAACAAAAGGAUAAAGAAAAUCAUUCAAGUCAGUGUGGUUUGGUUUGAGU
Messenger RNA from Lagopus muta (rock ptarmigan), 13810 nucleotides. RefSeq names its product OTU deubiquitinase 7A (gene OTUD7A). Gene Ontology annotation, biological process: protein deubiquitination involved in ubiquitin-dependent protein catabolic process; protein K48-linked deubiquitination; protein K63-linked deubiquitination. The record is from RefSeq and is a predicted model, not a curated record. Gene Ontology annotation, molecular function: K63-linked polyubiquitin modification-dependent protein binding; DNA binding; cysteine-type deubiquitinase activity. Bases 461 to 3268 code for a protein of 935 amino acids. Gene Ontology annotation, cellular component: nucleus; cytoplasm. The transcript is spliced from 22 exons. NCBI's taxonomy places the organism in Eukaryota, Metazoa, Chordata, Aves, Galliformes, Phasianidae.